Apis mellifera (honey bee) is the source of this 738-nucleotide messenger RNA. Its product is annotated as transmembrane protein 267. NCBI's taxonomy places the organism in Eukaryota, Metazoa, Arthropoda, Insecta, Hymenoptera, Apidae. The transcript is spliced from 2 exons. The record is from RefSeq and is a predicted model, not a curated record. Bases 64 to 684 code for a protein of 206 amino acids.
UCUCUAACUUUUUAUAAAUUAAACAAAAAAAGCUUUGAAUUUUUUUUUAAAAAGUUUGUUAUAAUGUUUUUUGGAAGAAAAGAAGUUUUUUUAAGAAUAGUGCUAACUGGUGCCAUAGGUAUUUGUUCGUUCAUUGGUGAUCAAGGAUUGAAACAUGGAAAGACUGCCAUGUCACGCGCGAUUUUUGACAAUGUCACUCACGCAAUUGUUGGUGGACUUACUUGGGCAGUUAUCUUAAAUUUGUCAAAAAAACCUCUUAUACAAAACUUUUCUAGCAUUUUCUUGUGUUUUUCUUUAUCGUCAUUUAUCGAUAUAGAUCAUUUUAUUGCAGCAGGCAGUUGGAAAUUAAGUGAUGCAACACAUCUAGAAAAAAGACCAUUUUUUCAUUGUACUACUAUACCUAUAACAUUAUGGCUUAUGUUAAAUUUUUAUUCAAGUGUAUUUAAUCAUCCAAAAUUCAGUUAUUAUUCUUGGAUAAUAUUAGCAAGCUUUUUAAGCCAUCAUAUAAGAGAUGGUACAAGAAGAGGUUUAUGGUUUUGUCCUAUUGGUUCUACACAACCUAUUCCAUAUUAUUUAUAUUUAAGUAUGAGUAUGAUACUUCCUCAUGUGCUACAAUGGUUGAUGAUACCAUCUAUGCAUGAAUAUAAGUCUUCGGAUAAUGAAACAUUAAUUGAUAUUGUGUAAAUAGUAUAAAAUAAAUAUGGCUAAAUGUAUAUAAUAUGUACAAAUAUACAUGUA